Molecule: messenger RNA, 890 nt
Organism: Aspergillus calidoustus
Lineage: Eukaryota; Fungi; Ascomycota; Eurotiomycetes; Eurotiales; Aspergillaceae
Source: the annotation of a GenBank genome assembly
ACGUCCACAUGCGUCUGCAGAUUUCAGGAUAAGGACCAUAAAUGUUCUGCUCAUCCGCAGCACUCGCUCAAUAAACUUGUUCCUCUGAAUUGCCCAGAGAUCACAAUAGCAAUGGCGUUCAGACAUUUCCUGAGACAUGCACUUGACACACCCACGCAGCAAAGCUGGGGCCCUCUAAUCACCCCCUCUAACCAACCCACCCCGCUGUUCACCAGGCUCCUAGAUGCAAUAUUCACCUACUUCACCAACGUUCCUCCCGUCGACCCCACGGGCUUCGAUCCGGUCAAAUAUGCCUCGGUCUUUACGGCCCUGUUCUACUCCGACAACAACAAUCUCAGCCGCCGCUACUACAUCUUCGCCACUGAAAACCAUAUGCCCGCACCGGAGCAAUUCGCGUAUCAGGCCAUGGCCAUAUUCUAUCGCACCCACCACAUCCAACAUACAAUGAACGGCGCCACCCCGAUACUGACAAGGGAAGGAUUCCACCUCAUGAUGCUCAGAGAUACAUUGGGGGAUCCCGGCAUACAGCAUCAACGAUUCAAUGCGUUUCUGGCGGUUCAUGGGCGCGAUUUGGUGGAUCCCAUGACUGGUGGGCACUUUCCGCCAGUUCCCAUUCCUCGGGACUCACUGCCCAGGGAGAGGGAUUCCCAGACAUGGUCCAGCGAGGCGGAGAUGACGAGAGACUUUAAUGCGGAGUUGGGUGUUUACCUCGAAGACCUGAAUAGGAUGGCGGGAUGGACGCAUGGUGUGACUAUGGAUAGUAUGUCGCCUCGGGUGUGGACUAGUGGGUACCUAUGAUAGCAUGGUGGUAUUUUGUUUACUGCAACAUGGGUAUGAUGCACCAUGGAUUUGAAUUGAACGUUCUCAAGAUGGAUGGAAAACUAAGUGGC